Molecule: messenger RNA, 783 nt
Organism: Harpegnathos saltator (Jerdon's jumping ant)
Lineage: Eukaryota; Metazoa; Arthropoda; Insecta; Hymenoptera; Formicidae
Exons: 4
Coding region: 202-732 (176 amino acids)
Source: RefSeq, a predicted model, not a curated record
CUCUGAAGGAAGUAGAGUGAACCACUUGUACUCUUUGCCGUUAUCGUCAGAAUGUAUUGAAUCGUAAUAUCGUCAGAGCGUAGUGUGCACAUAUUUUCUCAGGGUGCGCGUCGGAAAAAGCGUUCCAACGUAACCGGCCCGAUGGCCGUUCUCAGGUUUCUCUCUGCGUCUUUCUAUUGAAGGGAAAAGUAAACUUGGAAAAUGAAUAGCCGCAACGUGGAAAUAAAAGGAAGGCUUAAGGAUAUUAAUUAUGCUAUAUCAAAAGCUAAAGAGCUAAGUGGUUCAAAUAACGCAGUUAUAAUAAAACAACAUGAUACUUUCUUUAAAGCGGCGGAGGGAAGGUUAAAGAUACGAAAAUUUGAUGAUAACACUGCAGAGUACAUUUUUUACAAACGACCUAACGUACUAGGACCUAAAUUAUGUAAUUACAAUAAAAUAGCAUUAAAUUCAGAUAUUUCUAAGUUGCUUAUGAAUAUUUUAUCAGAAUCUAUGGGUGUAGUAGGAGUUGUUAAGAAAAUCAGGCAGUUAUUUAUUGUUGGACAAACUCGAAUACAUAUUGAUCAAGUUGAUGGUUUAGGCAAUUUCAUAGAACUUGAGGUAAUGUUGCAAGAAAAUCAAGAUAUUGAAACUGGACAAAAAAUCGCCGAUGAGCUUAUGCAAGCACUCUCUAUAACAAAAGAUGAUUUAAUCGCCGAGGCCUACAUAGAUUUGCUUAACAAAACAAAUGUAUAAAUAGAAUAUUUGUACUUUCUACUCAAAAAAUGGAAUUGUAUAUUUAAAUGA